GUCUCAGCGUUUUCCAUACGAAGUGCUCUUUUGACACUGUAAAGAAAAAAGGGAUGAUCUACAAGUUACAUUCUUAACAUCGUUGUGGCAAAGCAAUGGCAAUAUUUAACGUAUUUAAAAAUGCAAAAAUAACACGCGGAACAGUUGAUGGCGCUGUUUCCUUUCGGUGACUACUGUUGGAAGCACAUAUUCGCGUUGUUUACAUUAGCAACAGGGAGAACGCCUACUACACUACAGAAUUACCUAGCAAACCUGAUUCUGGUUAAACGAGUCAUGUCAGGUCAAAAAAGCCAAGGACACGCUAACGACGAAGAGACAUUUUAUAUGCAUUGUAGAGCGGCUUACUUGAGCCUUUUCAAAUCUAGUUUGACCAAUAUCACCUCCAAACAGCAGCUCUGUCGUGUUCUCCAGCAAGCUGGCAGGAAUCCGUCCCAGGCAACACUCAACAAAUACUGGACCCCAAGAACUACUAAACUGAACUUUGAUGAUUUCUGUGAGAUACUGAAGAGUGAGGUGCCAACUGAGGAGAGGGAGUUAUUGAGAGCUUUCAAAAAGAUGGACGUAAAUGGAGAUGGCUGUAUCUCACACAAGGAACUGUUCGAUGCACUAACCUCAAGAGGAGAGAAGAUGAACCCAGAGGAGGUGAAUGCCAUCUUUUCAUUGGCUGAUACCAAUAAGGAUGGGAAAUUGGACUACGCAGAGUUCUGCAGACUGCUGUUGUCCACUGCGGAGCGAUGCCAGAAUGCAGCUCUGGAGAGAGUGGAGGCCGACGUCAGACUGAAGAAGCAGAACUUUGGGAACCAGCCAGACAGUCCUCCACAGAACCAGCCAGACCGUCCUCCACAGAACCAGCCAGACAGCCCUCCACAGAACGCUGGAUCAGUGCUAAACCCACAACCUCCGAUAACACCACCCAGACCAGAACUAGACGGCACACUCAGGAAAGAAAGCCGCCCGCCCUCUCGUCCUUCGUCGGCAAGAAGUAGGCGUUCCUCGCUGUUUAACACCGUCACCAUGGCAGCCAGCGCCAAGAGCAACAGGCCUGCAGAGCCUGCUUCUCUACAGGAGUGGUCCCACGCCAGCGCCAGAGGCUGCUUGUUCCUGGAGGAGGACGGAGGGGUCAGCUCGCUGCAGUACCGCCUCCACCUCCCCCAGACCACCUGCGUGUAUCUAACCAUCCAGCCCCUCAACCUCAGCCAGAGGCCAGACAAGCCCUCAUCCUGGAUGGCAGUGGACACGGCCCUGUUUGUCGUGUCGGGGGGAGAAACCAAGGAGGAGUCCAGUCUGGUGGGCUUCACUGAGCAGAGGGACAAAGAGAAGUUUGUCUGGAAGGGGGAGCUGAGCGCUGGAACCUACUUCCUGCUUCCCUUCACAACAUGCUGCCGGCUGAGGAAGAGGAGGAAGAGCGCGUCUAAACCUGUCCAGCUGGUCAACACAUCCGACUCAGGACAGCUGGACCUCACCAGAGAGUUCAGGGGGGCGCUGUCGGACAUCUUCGAAGUCAUCGACCUGGACGGGAACGGCCUCCUCAGCCUGGAGGAGUACAACUUCUUUGAGCUGCGGACGAGCGGGGAGAAAUGUGACGAGGAAGCCUGGGUCGUCUGCAAGGAGAACUUCGACACCAGGAGGAACCAGCUGACAAGGCAGGGCUUCAUGGAGCUGAACCUGAUGGAGGCCGGGGAGCGCGGAGGGGACCCCGCCGACCUCUGGGUCACGCUGGAGGCCAUGGGCUACAACCACGCCCUGGAGAUGGUGGAGGCCUGCCCCUUCCUCAUAGACGCUCACUGUGAGCAGGGCCAGCUCUCUGUGCAGCCGGUCAGCCUGGACACAGGCCCCAGGAUGCUGAGCGCUGGGCUGCAGAAGUCCAUCACAGCCCGGGGCGAGGCCAGGGCCCUCAGGGGAGAGGCCGGGGCCCUCAGAGGCGAGGCCGGGGCCAUCAGAGGCGAGGCCGGGGCCAUCAGGGGCGAGGCUGGGGCCAUCAGGGGCCAGGACAGGGGCCUAAGGGGCGAGGACGUCCUCCUGUACACUUACAAAGGAGAGCACAGGAUCUCCUCCCUCAUCGCCAACAAGAGCAGCCACAAGGUGACGGUCCAUGUGAACAACGAGCCGUGCAGCAACUGCUCCAGCAGCAGGGGCAUGAGCGUGUUCGCCGUGGAGGUGCCCGCUAAAACCAAAAUGGUGUGCCAACAUGUUCUGCCCACCAACGAGAGGCAGGACUGGACCUACAGCUGUUUGGAGAGCAUCAUACCUUGCUAGCAGGAACAGUACCACCAUAAACCCAAACACUGACAAGGUUCUCACUUGGGGCCUGGCAGUACAGGGAGUUCUGGAAGCAGACACCCCCUCAGAGAUGGGAUUCUUCAGCCUGUGGUCUGUGUGGAGUGUGCUGGAGAGAGCACAGCGUUAAAAUUAUGUCUUCGGCGCAAACAAAAUGUUUUUUAAUCAAAGGUUUGAUUCCCCACAGAGCCCCAUCCUCUUUUGCACAUUAUACAUUUUAAAUGUUUGUGUUUAUGUAUACAUGUAAUUCCGUGCUUAGCUAUUUGACCAGUCAUGGUUUUAUCCAUUUGUCAUAUUGGAUAAAAAAUAUCCUUUGCCUGUACUUAAUAAUACAUUUCAUGCAGUGCCUUGUCUUGUAGAAAUUUCACACCAGCAUUUAAAGUUUUUUCAUGACACAUUCAGAUCACAAACUGUUUUCACUAAUGAAUUCACUACAAUAAACUUGUAACACU
Messenger RNA from Osmerus eperlanus (European smelt), 2729 nucleotides. RefSeq names its product EF-hand calcium binding domain 7 (gene efcab7). The transcript has 15 exons. Gene Ontology annotation, biological process: positive regulation of protein localization to ciliary membrane. Bases 148 to 2256 code for a protein of 702 amino acids. The record is from RefSeq and is a predicted model, not a curated record. Gene Ontology annotation, molecular function: calcium ion binding. Gene Ontology annotation, cellular component: plasma membrane protein complex; ciliary membrane. NCBI's taxonomy places the organism in Eukaryota, Metazoa, Chordata, Actinopteri, Osmeriformes, Osmeridae.